Amoebophrya sp. A25 is the source of this 2860-nucleotide messenger RNA. The record is from the annotation of a GenBank genome assembly. Lineage: Eukaryota; Dinophyceae; Syndiniales; Amoebophryaceae.
AAUGCAGCGAUGAAGAUGAUAGGAUUCGUCUUUCUUGCAAAGUUCGUUGUGAAUACAUCCACCACGGAUAAAUCAGUCUGAGCACUGAAGAAAUGUGAGAAUCAAGAUUUGAAUGUGUCGCGGCUAAGAAUGGAUAGGAGAAUAGUGUCUUUGUGAUGCAUGAUUUUUUCAGGAUUUGUGAUCCCUCGAUGACUUUUUUUUUGCAUCGAUAAUGUGAGGAUCCCAAAUGCUAAGACCAAUAUUCCGCAAUCAACUUAUUGCCAGAGCCAGCUACGGGACAAUGAGUAAGUGAAAAUGUGGUUUUUUUUAUGUCAAGAAAACGAAUUGCUGGGUAGGUCGAUGGUAGAGUUUUGGCUAUGGACGAAAGAAGAUGUUGGCAUCCUCUGAGAACUUGACAAGAGUAAGUAAGUUUCCUCGUCGCUAUUUAUUUUAGUUGCAAGAGUAUCAAAGCCAGGAGAGGUUGAACUCGAAAAGUCAAAAAUAGUAAGAAAAAUGACGUUUGUUCCCGGAGUGAAUCAGCAAGGCUUAAAGGCCGAGCAGGAAAAGAUCCUGCAGGAAGGCUUUUGGGGCUUUAGCUGGCCCGCAACGGGGUUCGGGCGGGAGAUGAAGCGACUCGCAGAAUCUGGAGAACCGUCUGGGCAGCACAACCUUGUCUCGAACGACGAGAGCUUCGAAGAAGUGCGCUGGCAGAUGUACCAAAACAUUGCGAAAGCGGGUUCUGUGCAAGCGGCUGCAGCGCAGAACCAAGCGUACUGGGUGGAACUCCAUAAAAAUUGUCUAGAACGGUAUUCAGUAGUUUUCGGCCAGGAUUUAGUGGCGAGAACGUUUGGACACAAGCUGCGUGCGAGUGGGGGAGCGGAGUUACGAGAGGAUAGCCUAUUUACACAACUGAUGCGACAUGCAGGAAUGCUAGGUCCCGGAAUCGCGACAGGGAGAAACGCGGCUAGCACCUCUGUCAAUCCUUCUACGUUUGGCGGCGCCGUCGCGAAAGCGAGUCCCUUUGCCAAUAUAAAUUUUGGAGCUGGCGGUGGAGGUGGCGCAGCGCCAGCUGCAAAUAAUCCCUUUGGUGCAAAGCCAGUUGCGCAACAAGGCGGUCUUUUCGCGGGUGCACAGCCGGGUGGAGCGGCACCAAGUGCUCCGGCAUUCGGCAGCGGCAUUGCACCAGCGGUAGCGGCAAACCCGAGCCCUUUUGGCCAGCAGCCAGCGGCAGCGAAUUCGAGCGCUUUUGGGCAGCAGCCGGGGGCAGCGAAUCCGAGCCCAUUCGGAUUGCAACCUAGUCAAGGUGGCGGUGGUUUAUUUGGACAGUCGGCAGCAGCAGCAGCAGCCAAUCCGAGUCCCUUUGGGCAACCAUCAGCACCACAUGGAGCAAACCCCUUUGGGCAAAAACCGGCUACCACGACUCUGUUUAGUCAGCAACCACAAGUGGCAGGAGCAGCAGCAACUAACACUUCUAGCGUGUUUGGAGGGCCACAUGCCACAACGACAACACCGCUAAUUCGACAGCCUCCUGGAGGAGCAGAAGCAACCCAAGGAUUAUUUAGAGGCGGCCAGGCACGUGGUGCUGUAGCACCGGCCGCAAACCCCUUUGGUCAAGUUUCAGCUGGCGUAGCAGCAGUACCAGCAGCUGCGACGAAUCCAUUUGGAGGUGGAGUCCCGCAACAGCAGUCGGGUGCCGUCCUUUCGCACGUGGGCACAUUUGGACAGGGAAGCGCACCGGUUGCCGCAGGUGCUAGUGUGUCUUUCGCACCACAAGUCGCUGCACCGCAACCCGCGCAACCCUUCGGCGGAGGACAAGCAUUUGGUGGAUUCGGUGCAGGUUCGUCGCAGCAGGGUGUCUUUUCUGGACAAGGUGCAGUGCCUGGAAGCACUCCUGGAGGAGGUGCAUUCGGCAUGUUAGGCGGCGGCCAGCAGCAGGCCGGCGUCUUCGGUGUACCACAGCAACAGGCACUGCGAACCUCGGCUUUUCCAAACUCUGGCUUUGGUGCCGGUAACCCGGUCGUCGCAGGAAAUCCAAUGGCAAGCGCUUUUGGUCUCGCGCGAGAUGCAAACUCGACCUUCGGACAGGGACAGGCAAACACUACUUCAGGAAAUCCCUUCGGCAACCAGAAAAAGAAAGCUGAGGUAGCUAAAGCGACCCAGGAUCUUCUAGGAGGUGACGACGACGACGAUGAGCCACCAACUGCAGCACCCAAGAAUGUGGCAUCAGGUGGAGGACCCGCAGGCGAUCUUUUUGGCGGACUACCAGGCGCACCAGCAGGUGACGGAGCACCACCCGGCGCACACGCGCAGCAGUUAAAUGCCGCAGCAGCCACGGCAGCAGCCCAAGAAGGGGAUGAAGCACAGAAACAGGCGAUUCGGGCUCUUUUCUUUUCUGCGGCGUUUGAUGACUGGAAGAUACCACUAGAACCACCUCCGGUAUGGCUUCGGCGUGAGUGGGGGUGUGAGGUCGACAAGGAGCACUGCAUCUACGCAAUUUGAGUUGCAGUGCUAGCAUUCUCGAAAAGUGAACCAUGAUUGGUGAAGUGCCCUCUUCUAUUUUACCAUAGCCGUUGUUUUUCCACCCAUCUGUUCUAGCCUUUUCCUUGUGAGGAAAGUGCUCUCCUGAACCCCAAUCGCCGUGAUAAUACCAAUCGACCCCGAUUCAAGUCACGUAAGUAAAUGUUUGUGCACUUGUAGACAAGAAGUAGGCAACAAAAAAUAUAAAGACGAAUGCCCUCUCUUGCGCAAUGAAAAGUGACGCCAUAAUGUUUCCUCCAUUUCCAAACGAUGUGAUAAGGCAGAGGCGGGAGGUCGUUUAAGCUAUCAGUUGAACAAAAUCUCGCAUGUACAGUAGUAUCUGUGUAUACUUAUUGACCGUUGC